Dictyostelium discoideum AX4 is the source of this 846-nucleotide messenger RNA. RefSeq lists its product as hypothetical. The transcript is spliced from 2 exons. The record is from RefSeq and is a predicted model, not a curated record. The coding region runs from base 1 to 846 and encodes 281 amino acids. NCBI's taxonomy places the organism in Eukaryota, Evosea, Eumycetozoa, Dictyosteliales, Dictyosteliaceae.
AUGAAUUUUACAGAAAAUUCUUUAGAAACCACCUUUUUGAAUUUACUAAUAGAAAAAGAUAAUAAUAAUAAUAAUAAUAAUAAUAAUAAUAAUAAUAAUAAUAAUAAUAAUAAUAAUAAUAAUAAUAAUAAUAAUAAUAAUAAUAAUAAUAGUUGUAGGUCUAAUGAUGAUGAUGAACAUAAAACCUUUAUAAAGAAAUUAUUGGAUGAAUAUUAUUCAAUAUUUUGUAAAGAUAGAUCAGUCAUUAUAUAUUAUUAUUACGAUGGAUUUAAUAAUAUCAAUUUAGAAAAUAAUAGUUUAUACAGUGUAGAUUUAGAAGAAUAUUAUGAAUCAUUUAGAUUUGGAAUUCCAACAUUUGACUUGGUUGGUCAUUUUCUUUAUGACCACCUUAAUUUUAAAUCAUUGAUAGAUAUCAUGGAAUAUCCAUAUAAAAAGUCAAUUAAUAUUUUAUUCUCAAAUUGUACAGAUAGAUUAAAAAAGAUUCAGUUAAUAGAUAAAGCCAUUCAAUCAAUAAAAUCAGAUGGUUUGCGAAAUGUUGAAAAUCAAUUAACGAAUUUCUUUUAUAUGGUUGUCAUGCACGACGAUUUAGAAUUAAUAAAGUAUUUUUUCAAACAAAUUAAUGGUUAUCAAUUACAUUUGGGUGGUGGGGGUGGAGAUUUACAUUACUUAUAUAUGUUUAACCCAACAAUUUAUAUUGGUUCGGUAGAUGUUUUAAAUUAUUUAUUUGAAAAUCAUAGAGAAUAUUUUAUUGAUGAUAAAUAUAACUAUUAUUCCUAUUUCAAGAAUUUAGAAUUAUUAAAACACUUUGAAGCAUUAUAUAUUUCAAAUAAAUCUUUAAAUAAAUAA